CCGGCAGCUCCGCGCGAUCUCUCCAAGUCCCGUCUUCGAUCGCCUCUGGUAUCUCCUCGCCUCGUCUCUGGAUAUCGACCAGAGCUUUCUGGAUGCGUCGUUAGGUGCUCAAGUGUUUGAUCCGGUGAAGGCGCAAGUCAUCCAUCAUGGCUCGUGAGGAGCUUGUCUCCUCAGCUGUUACCUUUCUUCAGGAUCCAUCUGUGGCGUCAUCACCUCUUGAGAAGCGGAUCGCAUUUUUGCAGUCAAAGAACUUGACUCAAGAGGAGAUUGACUUGGCCUUGGCCCGAGCUGGCGAAGACACCGCUUCUGCUGUUGCCCCAGCAUCCACCUCUCAAGGAUAUGCUCCUUCACAAGCUGUCUAUCGACCUCCGCCUCAAGGAUAUGGCUAUCCUCCGUAUGGUCAGUGGCAGCCUCCGCCACCGGAAGUUCCCAGGAGAGACUGGCGUGACUGGUUUAUAAUGGCGACAGUGAUGGGUGGCGUGGGCUAUGGGCUGUACUUCGUUGCGAAGCGUUAUAUUGCUCCUCUCAUUGCGCCUCCGCCACCACCGCAGCUUCAGCAGGACAAAGAGAGUAUUGACGAACAGUUUUCGCGAGCAUUUGCUCUUAUUGAGCAACUGUCUACGGAUACCGCCAGUCUGAAAUCCGCAGAAGAAGUACGCACAGAGCGACUGGAUGCAGCCCUUCGGGAGGUUGAAAGUGUGGUCUCAGAAUUGAAGACGUCGACUCGUAGAAGGGAUGAGGAGACACGCCGGAUCAGUGACGAAGUCAGAUCUCUGAAAGAUGCCAUUCCUAAGGCGCUCGAGGGGGCCAGGGAAGGAAAUGAGAGUCGACUCAGAGAGCUUGGGACAGAACUUAGAAGUCUGAAGGUUCUUGUAGGAAACAGACUCAGUGCCGGUGCCGGUAGUGGAUCAGCCGCCCCUCUCUCCGGACGCACGGUAGGAUCAACUCUCCCAAGCGUAUCUCUCCCAGCAGUGUCCCUCACAGAGCAGUCAACUGGUUCUUCCACGGCCACGAACGGUGUCGCUCCAGGGCCCCAGGAUUCUGCUUCAAGUUCGUUGCCAGCUGCGGUCAGUCCAGCGCCCCGUGAAAACUCCAGCAGCCCUCUUUCCCAGCUUGGUCGAUCGGCUUCGAUUCCUGCCUGGCAGAUGGCUGCUGCCAACAAGUCGAAAAGUGUUCCCCAGUCGUCUCCUAAUGCUGCUGGGGCAGACUCUAGCAAUGCAAGCAGCCAACAGCAGAGUGCGCCUCCCAGCUGAAGGUAAACAUUAUAUGUCAUUUGAAGCACGAGUUGGGCCUUCUUACGCAGUUUCGUUUUUCCGCUAUAAAAGAUACAUGGGACCGAGGAUUUUGUCUAUUCGUCGAUGCUGCGCAUAUUUGCGUAGCUGUCCUUACUUGCUUUGAUGUGCAGCGGCUGUUCAAUGAUAUUGUAUGUAUGAGUACCUGGUACCUAGGUUUAUUUCAAUCUGUUACGACACGUCAAGAAAUCAUCUGUUACUCUCCAUUCCAGUAAGAGCUUCAAGUAAGGAAUGUCAUAGCUUAUGUAGAUUCAUGAACAA
Paecilomyces variotii is the source of this 1553-nucleotide messenger RNA. RefSeq names its product peroxisomal membrane anchor protein conserved region-domain-containing protein. Bases 147 to 1253 code for a protein of 368 amino acids. Gene Ontology annotation, molecular function: signaling receptor binding. Gene Ontology annotation, cellular component: peroxisomal importomer complex; peroxisomal membrane. The transcript has 5 exons. The record is from RefSeq and is a predicted model, not a curated record. Lineage: Eukaryota; Fungi; Ascomycota; Eurotiomycetes; Eurotiales; Thermoascaceae. Gene Ontology annotation, biological process: protein import into peroxisome matrix, docking.